AUGGCUGACAAGUCAGAUCUCGACCAAAUCUGGAACUGGAACUCUGAAUUACCGACAAGCUCAGAGAAACUUGUCCAUGAUCUCAUCAGCGAAGUCUGCAGAGAACGACCCUCAGCGUUGGCUGUCUCUGCAUGGGACGGCGAUUGGUCGUAUGAGCAACUGGAUGCCAUCUCAACCCAACUGGCGAACGAGCUCCGGCGACAGUCUGCGGCACUCGGGCCUGGAAUCGUCGUGGCUCUCUGUUUUGAGAAGUCAAAAUGGACCCCUAUCGCGAUACUGUCCGUCAUGAAGGCUGGAGCAGCAUCGAUGCUGCUAGAUUGUGGUACUCCUCUGCCGUUUUUGGGYCAGAUUGUCCAAAAAACGAAACCAAAUAUACUGCUUGCCUCCGCGAAACACUGGGAGCUGGCCAAGUCCCUUGCGGCUGGUCGUACCACAGUCAAGCUUGAUAUGGACGCUGUGGACAGGCUCAGCGCUAGCACUCACAAUAACGAAGUGGCUCCAACUAUAAUUGCCUCGGACACGCUUUACAUUGUCUGUACCUCUGGAAGUACCACCGGCAUCCCGAGAGCUGCCAUCAUAUCUCAUGCAAACUUCAGCAGUGCGAUUCUGCAUCAGCAAAAGGCCCUGGCAAUUUCAUCGCACUCGCGUAUCUACGACUUCUCGUCUUAUGGCUUCGAUGCUACAUGGUUCAAUAUUCUGCAUGCUCUUACAAGCGGCGCCUGUUUGUGCAUACCUUCGGAUCAGGAACGUCGAAACGAGCUUUCUGAGUCCAUCAUAAGGUUCAACGCCACCUGGAUCGACUUAACACCGUCUGUUGCAAGGCUACUUUCGGAGGAGGCCAUUAGCAGCCUUGAUACACUGGUCAUAGCCGGAGAGCCGGCACAAGAAGCAGACGUGCGUCACUGGCAACAAUCAGUGAGUUUGAUUAAUGUCUAUGGACCGUGCGAGUGUACUCCAACAGCCACGAUAGCUCAAUUGGAACGAAAUCAGCAGUUCGGGGGAACUAUCGGCCGUGGGCAUGGCGUCAACUGCUGGGUACUUCAGCUCGGAGAUUGUGAUAAACUUGCAUCGAUAGGUGAAGUCGGCGAGUUAUUCCUCGAGGGUCCACUGGUAGGUCAAGGCUAUAUUGACGAGCCGGAGCAAUCCAAACAUGCCUUUGUGCAAGACCCACCUUGGCUCACGAGUGGUUCCAGCUGUGUGGACGGACGGCAUGGAUACGUUUACCGGACGGGUGAUCUUGUCCGUCUCGGUGCAGAUGGCAGCUUAGCCUUUGUUGGCCGCGCGGAUAACCAGGUCAAGAUAAACGGUAUCCGCACAGACUUGGGAGAGAUCGAACAUCACGUUCAAAACGUUCUAGACGGCAGAUUUGGUGUCUUUGUCGAUCUCGUUGUACCGCGAGAUGUCGAGAAGCCAUGUCUCGUUGCCUUCCUCGAGAUAGGUCUCCCAUCGGCUGAAGGACUGUUUCAAAUGUCGGACUUGAAGAAUGCAGCUCAGGGAAAACUCAAGGAAAUUCUACCUCACCACAUGGUGCCGAGCAGCUUUAUGGGACUGGGCCGUUUUCCUCGGUCGUCUUCUGACAAGACAGACCGAAGAAAGUUGCGAGCAAUGGCAGAAGCCAUGAAGCAAAGCGAAUUGGUGGGAUCCAAGCCGAGGGAUCGGGAGUCACCACAAAUUCUGAGCGACGCAGAACGUUGCCUUCGAACACUGUGGUCCAACGUCCUUGGAGUGGCCAAGAGCAAGCUUACCAUUGACGACAACUUUUUCGAGCUUGGAGGUGAUUCCUUGAUCGUCAUGAAGCUCGUGAAGGAGGCGCAAGACAUAGGUCUCUAUUUGACUGUCACCAUGGUCUUCACAUUCCCAAACCUGCGAGAGCUAGCAAGGGAGGUCACCAAAACUGGACACCAAGCGAAGGCCCAUGACUCUCACGUCAUGGCUGACAACGUCCUCACUGAGAAGUCGAUGUUGAUGAUCGAUGAGGCAUCAAAGUUGUGCUCGAUUGACCGUGGCCAAAUUGAGACUAUGUACUCCUGCACUCCACUUCAGGAAGGUUUAUUGGCCUUAACAUCCCGUCGCCAGAGUGAUUACAUCUUACGCGAGACCUUUCACUUACGUCCCGAAGUUUCGACAACUCACUUCAAAGAGAGCUGGGAAAGGGUUGUAGCAACUACGCCUAUACUGCGCACCCGGAUCGUUCAUGUUCCUCGCCGAGGACUGUGCCAGGUCGUUGUUGAUGAGCCGGCGAAAUGGUAUGCUGCAGACCGUUGUCAAGAGUUUUUCGCGAAAGAUCGACUACCGCGGAUGGACUUGGGCACUCCACUGAUUCACGUGGGCCUGGUGGAAGAGCCUUCGGCGAAUUACUUUGUUCUUUCUGUGCACCAUGCUCUCUAUGACGGAUGGUGUCUCGAGUUGAUCCACGAACGAUUGGCUUGUGCUUUACGAGAAAUGCCACUGGAGCUGCCUCCAUCUUUCCAAGGAUUUAUCAACAAAGCUGUCGAUUCUAUUGCGGAAGCUGCUCCAGCGUUCUGGGCUAGCCAAAUGGCUGGCUUUGAGGGCGUUGUCUUCCCUCGAUUACCCAACGCCCCAUUCCAGCGAACAACCAAGAGCACUUUCCAUCACACGUUCAAGGGGCUACAGUGGCGUCAUACUCCGUUCACCCCAACCACAUUUAUCAGAGCUGGAUGGGCACUCACUGUAUCCCGCUACGACAGGACUGAUGAUGUUGUUUUCGGAGUGAUUUCAAACGGCCGCAAGGUUGCGGUUGAUGGCAUCGGCAAUAUGGUAGGACCAACUAUCGCAACGCUUCCCUUCCGUUCAAGGAGCUAUGCCGGCAACAGCACGGUUCAUCAGUUCUUGCAGCAGACGCAAGAUACUGGCACGGCGUUGACGCGAUAUGAGCAAUACGGCCUGCAACGUAUACGUCGCAUUUCCACAGAUACCAGGAGAGCUUGUGAGUUCCAGACUCUGUUGAUCGUGGAACAAUUGACCGGGGCCUCAUGUUCCGCUCUCGACGAUUUCACGGUUUCCCCCUCGAACAAGGAUACCGAUGACAGAAUGAAAGAGAUCAAAAGCUUCGACACAUAUGCUUUGUGUAUCACCUGCACGUUCGAUGACGACUAUGUGCAUGUCGAGUUUGAACUCGACGAUUCUGCCUGCAAGUCUAUUCAACCAAAACGACUACUUGCAAGCUUUGAACAUGCUUUGCAGCAGUUGUGCAAUCCAAACAACAAGAUUGUCCCCCUUCGGGAGCUCGACAGUCUCAGCCCCUUGGAUCGCAAGGAUAUCCUGAUGUGGAAUGCGACGCAACAUGAGCCUUCUCGCUCAGGUGUCAAGGAGCUUGUGGAAAUUGCUGCGAGGGAACAUUCGUGUAAAACGGCAAUCUCUGCUUGGGAUGGCGAAUUGUCGUACGAGGAGCUUGAUCGAUCGUCGACCAAUCUCGCUCGAGACUUGGUGAACAGGGGCGUGACAUCAGGUUCAAUAGUGGCGAUAAUGUUGACCAAGUCCAAAUGGGCGGUGGUGAUAAUUCUGGCUGUGAUGAAGGCAGGCGCUGCAUCAAUGCCAUUGCAUAGCGCAAGAGAAAAGCAUGAGCGGGUCGCCGAUAUUCUGCGAAGAGUACAGCCCAGAUUCCUACUGACCUUGCUAGAGAACCAAGAUUUGGCGAUGGUGCUGCCCGAUUCCUGUACGCACGUUCGCCUCGAUUCUUGUCGACUCCUCGCGAUUCCUGAUUUGCACAGCAUUGAGCUGCCAGUGGUCAACCUCGAAGACCCACUUUACAUUAUCCACACAUCAGGAAGCACAGGAGUACCAAAGGGCGUUGUCAUUACGCAUUCCAACUUCGCAAGUGCCAUCAAGUAUCAGCAAAGUGCGCAUGGUUUUCGCCCCGACUCUCGCGUCUUGGAUUUUGCCGCAUAUACCUUCGACGUGGCCUGGUCAAACAUCUUCCAUACGCUGACCGUGGGCGCUUGUCUUUGCGUACCAUCAGAGGACGAAAGACAAAAUCUCCUUCCAGCGGCCUUCGAAAAGUACAGUGUUACCCACGCAGACCUGACUCCUUCGGUUGCAAGAUCACUUCCGCUUUCGAACAUAGCACGACUGAAAACCCUUGUGCUCGGAGGCGAGGAACUUCGCUAUGAGGACGCAGCUCGAUGGGCACCACUUACUGUGGUCAAGAACCCAUUCGGACCGAGUGAAUGUACACCUACAGCUACCAUUACUGAUGUAGAAUUCUCAUCAGAGCAAGACUCAGAGAUUAGCAUUGGCAAGGGUCUGGGUGUGAAUACUUGGAUCGUCGAUCCUGACAAUCAUGAUUCACUCAUACCAAUCGGUUGUGUGGGCGAGCUGCUAUUGCAUGGCCCAAUCGUUGGACCGGGCUAUCUCUACAAUGAGGAGAGAACGAAUGCGGCUUUCGUGGUCGAUCCCCCCUGGCUCCGUGACUCGGAGGUACCACAUGCGAGGCUAUACCGAACCGGUGAUCUGGUACGAUACGGCUCGAGAGAAGGUGAACUAGUCUUCGUAGGACGCAAAGAUAACCAGGUAAAGAUCCAUGGCCAGCGAGUGGAGCUUGCAGAAAUCGAAGGCUUGCUUGCUCGGGUCCCUCACGUGCAGCAGGUAGUAUGCAUGAUACCUGAGGGCCCUUGGAAGAAGAAGCUUGUAGCCGUGGUUGCCUUGGAUGGAUUCUGCGAUGCUGAAAACGAGGGAGAAGAUAUCAAAUUACUUGUGCAGACAGAACCGCUGGCGCGACUGGCGAGCAUUCGGAGUGAAGCGGAGAAGACCCUACCAUCCCAUAUGGUGCCAUCCAAUUGGAUCCCAGUCAACAAUAUACCGCGGAAUGUAUCUGGGAAGACAGAUCGGAAGCGGUUGGUCGACUGGGUUUCUGCAUUGGAUGCAAACGAGACUUGCCGGAGUGCCUCGAGCUCUGAUACCACAAGGGCUCGCCACGCUCGAGAUCAAAACGAAACGCUCAUUCGGGAAGCCUGCGCCCACAUUUUGAAUGUUCCGAGUGAACGGAUCGAUUUGGACGCUUCUUUCGUAGCCAAUGGCGGCGACUCAAUCACAGCGAUGCAGUUGUCAUCACAUUGUCGAGGGCUUCAUUUCUCCAUCACGGUUCCUGGUAUACUUGGGGCCGAGCGCCUGGCUCAACUAGCUUGUUCUAAUGCCAAUAAGCCCAAAGUUCCGUCGCUCGAUGUGCAAGUCACAUCUCCUGAUAUCUGGUUUGAACUGUCGCCGAUCCAGAAAUGGUACUUCGACCUCCAGCCAACUGAUCUCAUUGAUGCGAAGAAGCAUCGAUACRACCAGGAAUUCCACAUCACCUUCAGCCGUCCCGCGAUCGGGAAAACGGUCGCGGCUGCUAUAGCGGAAAUUGUUCGGCGGCAUGAUAUGCUAAGAGCGCGGUUCAUGAAGUCUGAGAACGGUUGGCGACAGCAAAUUCUACCAUCCACAGCGGUUGACCUCCAUCACUUCGAGAUUUUUGAGGCGUCUUCGUUUUCAGAGCUCGAGCAAAUCAACAUGGCGCAGAACCUCAGACUGAGUCCACUCGACGGCCCUGUCUUCUCUGCGGUGUUGGUGGAGGGCCCGGAUUGUAUGCAGCAUCUCUUGAUGCAUGCACAUCACCUGGCUGUCGAUUUAGUGUCGUGGCGAAUCGUUCUUGGCGAUCUGGAGAGCAUUCUAACAGCAGGGAGUUCGCCGUCAACGCCGUCGAUGUCAUUCAUCGCUUGGAAUGAGUUGCAAAUWCGCAGAGCGCAGUCCCCGAAUCUCGAUCCAGAUCGCGUUCUGCCAUAUGCAAAGCAUGUGUCCAAUAAUCUCCUUUUCUGGGAAUUCGACGAACUGAAAACACCCAACCGAGAGCCAGACCAACUUUACCUCAAUCUUGAGCUGGACACUGAAACGACUGCCCUCCUCACUCAUCAAGCCAAUACUACCAUGAGCACAAACCCCCAGGAACUCAUAUUUUCUGCGGUAUGGCAGGCCUUCUUUCAGCAGUUCACAGAGCGAAGCGGUUUCACCAUUUUCAAAGAAGGACACGGACGUCAAGCUUGGAGCAGUGAGAUUGAUUUGACACAAACGGUAGGCUGGUUCACCACAAUGAGUCCAAUGUAUCUUUCUGCAGAUACAGCGAGCAGUGUACUCAGCACAGUGCGUGUGGUCAAAGACAUGUACCGCAGUCUUCCAGGGCAAGGAUGGACGUAUUGGGCCUCUCGCUAUCUCAACCCUGCAGGUGUCGACGCAUUCAAAAAGCAUGGCCCUGUGCACGAGAUGGAGAUCAACUAUGAAGGCCAGUAUCAACAGCUCGAAAGAGGCGAUGGUCUCUUCAGUGUCCUCCACCUGUCCGGAGGGUCUGAGCUCGGUGAUGAGUUACCCGCUGGUGCUCUGUUUCGCUUGGCAGUGGUGAUUGAGAGUGGAACCACUCAGUUAUCAUUUAUUUGGAACCGACAUCUUGCACACCAAGAAAGGAUACGUCUCUGGGCCGCAGGUAUCGUGCCGGCUUUGCGGAACAUCUGCUCGGAACUYGUUGCCAUUCAGGGACAUCAUCUCACACUCUCCGACUUUCCUGAGCUCAAGCUCGAUUACCCGUCCUUGGAUCGAUUGACACAACACGUUCUACCACCGAUACAAAGUGCCAAUGGCUCGGAAGUUCACCAUGUUCUUCCAUGUUCUCCUCUGGUUGCCGGCAUACUCAUAAAGCAGAUCAGAUCACCUGGAACUUAUAUGACUUCUGAUACGUACAAAAUUGGUGCGCAUGGUGUAUGGGACACAAAGGUCGAUAUCCACAGCUUGGCAGAUGCAUGGCAGCAAGUCGUCAAUUCUCAGCCCUCGUUACGUACCGUCUUCAUCGAUGCUGUUGACACAGCUUACGCCUUCCAUCAAGUCGUACUCAAAUCAGUCAAAGCCCAUGUCACUCUUCUGACAGCAGAUGAUCGACUAUCUGCAGAGCAACAACUAAGUGCGAUGAAUGAGCUACGACCUGGUGGUCUGGAGCCGCCCCAUCGACUCCUUCUAUGCCAAAUGCAGGACACCAUGGACAUACUUUGUCGAAUAGAUAUGAGCCACGCCAUCACAGACGGCACCUCCGGCCCAAUUCUACUACAACAGUGGUCUUUGGCUUACAGCGGAUCCCAUAUCGGAUCUCCCGAUCUCCAAAACACCAGUCGUAAUCUCGUGAAGCACUUUGCAGCUGGGCAAGAGCGUGAUCGGAAGACUACGUAUUGGCGAACCAAAUUGAAUGCCGUAAGUCCAUGCAUCUUUCCGCGGUCCACGACGGGCAUCCUUCAAUCUGCCGUUAUCGAGCAUCGACAACAUACUUCGACCAUACGAGGGCAGCUUGCUGUUGACAUUCAGGAGUUCUGUACCAAGUCUUCAACCACAGCUGCCAGUGUCUUCCAAGCCGCUUGGGCAUGUCUUCUGGGGAAGUACACAACCUCCCAUCAAGUUUGCUUUGGCUACUUGACCUCGGGCCGAGAUUUGGAUAUCCCUGAGCUGGAGAAUGCCGUAGGUGCUUAUACUAAUAUGUUGGUUUGCCAAGUCGACACAUCUGUCGCAAAAGGUACUGUUUUGGUGUGUGAGCUACAACAGCAGAUGUUACAAGAUUUGGAGAACCAGCAUGUCUCCUUGGCGGAGAUUCAGCAUCAAUCUAAUACGAGCCUGGGAAAGCCGCUCUUCAAUUCCAUCGUGAGUAUUCAGCGCGCUACUAAUGAUGAUUUCAAAGAGGAGCUCGCUGGAGAUACAUCUCCUGGAGAUGGUUCACUCCGCUUUACAUUACUCACAGGCAAAGAUCCUUCGGAGUUUGAUAUCGUAUUGGCAGUGGCAUACUCUGCCACUGUCGUUGAGCUUUGCGUUGAGGCUAGACCCGACUAUUUGUCGCAACAAGAGGCAGAGGGUAUCCUUUCUGCUUUUCAAGAUAUCGUGGCGGACAUUCUGCGCGGAGCGGGUGUGUAA
Molecule: messenger RNA, 7929 nt
Organism: Ramularia collo-cygni
Lineage: Eukaryota; Fungi; Ascomycota; Dothideomycetes; Mycosphaerellales; Mycosphaerellaceae
Exons: 2
Coding region: 1-7929 (2642 amino acids)
Biological process (GO): secondary metabolite biosynthetic process; amino acid activation for nonribosomal peptide biosynthetic process
Cellular component (GO): cytoplasm
Molecular function (GO): phosphopantetheine binding; catalytic activity
Source: RefSeq, a predicted model, not a curated record